AUGGAGCAAGCAGGAAUUGAGCAGAUACCUGGCUGGGAUGUUGAUGUUCUUGGUGGCACCCCGCCACAGGCGCUUCCCGCCGCCAAGAAGCCCAAGAGGAAGGUCAGCUCUGCUGAAGGGGCGGCCAAGGAGCCUAAGAGGAGAUCGGCCAGAUUGUCAGCUAAACCGGCUCCUGCAAAUGUGGACGUGAAGCCCAAGAAGGCAGCUGGCAAGGAAAAGUCGUCAGACAAGAAGGUGCAGACCAAGGGCUGGGGAGGGGCAAAGGGCAAGCAGGCCGAGCUGGCCAACCAGGAAACGGAAGAAGUGCCCUCGGACACUAAAAACGAAGAGAGUCCCGCCUCUGACGGAGCCAGAGCCGAGAAGGAAGCCAAGUCCGAAUAA
Molecule: messenger RNA, 381 nt
Organism: Ochotona princeps (American pika)
Lineage: Eukaryota; Metazoa; Chordata; Mammalia; Lagomorpha; Ochotonidae
Product: non-histone chromosomal protein HMG-14-like
Exons: 3
Coding region: 1-381 (126 amino acids)
Biological process (GO): chromatin organization
Cellular component (GO): chromatin; nucleus
Molecular function (GO): nucleosomal DNA binding
Source: RefSeq, a predicted model, not a curated record